ACCAUGGCCAGGCAGUGGUGUGACGGCCACUCCACAUCCAUCCUGUGCGUCGGGGUGUCCCCGGGCCCCGAAUGUCUCCUAGCUUCAGGCUCUGAGGGUGGAGAGGUCGCUGUUUGGAGCCAAGAAGGAACCAUCAUAGGCCGCCUCACCCUCUCUGGUGAAGAGGACAAUACUGGUGUUGCCUUCUCACCUGCAGCUCCGGGCCUGCUGUAUGUGUCGCAUGGAGACACUGUGAGUACACUCGACCCCCGAAACCUGAAGGGCACCGUGGAGGAGUUUCAGGGUGCAGGGGAAGAGGAGAUCAAUGCUUUGACGCUGAACGAGACGGGUUCAGCUCUGGCGGUGGCUGAUGACUCCGGGGCGGUCCGGGUGUUGGAGCUUCCUGGGGGGAAAGUGUGCAGGACUCUUCGCAGACACACUAACAUCUGCUCCUCUGUGGCUUUUCGGCCUCACAGGCCCAACAACCUGCUGUCUGCUGGACUGGACAUGCAGGUGAUGCUUUGGGGUCUGCAGAAGACUCGUCCUCUUUGGACCCUCAACCUCCAGGAUGUAGCUGAGGAAGAAGACGACCACCAGCAGCGUCCUGGUCAGCUUUUCAACCCUCCGCUGGCUCACUGUGUUUCCGUGGCGAGUUGUGGGAACAUUUUGGGAUGUGCGGCAGAGGACGGGCGGGUGCAUCUGAUGCGGAUCGGCAGCGGCUCUAAACUGGAACAGCAGGGAGCAGUCAAGGCACACAGUCAGGGAGCCUCGCAAGCCCACUUUAUCAAUUUCCUGUCCCACCCGUACUGGCUUGCCACCGGGGGGAACGACGGCCAGGUGGCCCUGUGGGACAUCAGCAAGCACCCAGUGGUGACUCCAGAGGGGAAGGCCAAACCGGGAGGGACUGCGGCUCCACGUAGGAAGGGGAAGAGCAAGGCAAAGAGAAAAGAACAGACCCAGAACAAAGCAAAGACGCCACCGAAGGCUGAAGGUGAGAAAGAAGAGGCGGAGGGCGAGGAGGAAGGAGCAGAGGGAGCAGCAGCAGCAGGUGAAGAGGAGGUGACGGAGGAGAAGUCGGGGCCCAAGCUGAGGAUCAGUCAUGGGGACAAGGUGAACUGGCUUUGCCCUGCUGUGCUUAAAGGAGAGCCCAGCGUGGUGGUCGCAGAUCAGAGCUCUAAUCUGACAGUUUAUCCUCUGUCUCCACUAUAGAUUUGUGCACUUUAUUCUUGUUGUUUGAGUCAUAGCAUCUCAAUCUGUUUUUAGUUUACAAGUGAUUUAAAAAAAAAUUUCACAGCAUACACUCCUGCGUUUGUUGUUGUUAGCAGCUGACGGCGUCAUUUUUGUGUCGGUCCUUCUCUUGCUUUCCUUUUAUUAAAGCCUGAACUGUGGGCUGAAGCCAAACAUCACUGGAGUUUCCCAAAGCACUGAACAAUGUAAAGCUAAAUCUGGAAACAGCAAGCACAUAUUAAAUCGAGUUUGAGGUUUCACACAACUCUCACAGAAAUAAUGUGGUUCUUUUACAGGUUUUGUUUAAUGUAAGCUUCACUCUGUGGAUCUGUUUUGGUGGGUGGUUUGUCUGUGUGUGGUCCUAUAACAAUAUUCUCUGUUUUGCUGUCUGACACGCGAUUUAUUUUAUUUUUGUAAACAAGAUUUGCAUUCUUGUGGACUGUUAAAAAAAAAUACCACAUUAGACAUCAGAAAUGAGCUUUUCAUGUUUAAAUGAGUCUGCAGUGCUUUUAUAGAAUAAACACUUUCAAUCCAAACCAGGUGCCAGACAGAAAAAAAACAAAGCUAAGUGAAUAUUGUUCCCAAGAUGUCGUAUUUCAAACGUAUUGCUCUUUAUCAGACUGCAGAGCUUUACCAAAAAGAAACCAGCCACACUGAAUAAUUGCUUGGGAUCCUGUGAUCUGUCACAUGACCUCGUCCUUAAGGGAAAAGUGGUGUUUUUGUAAAAUAGAUGUUAAGCAGCAACAGCCUGCAAACAAUCUUGUAACUGUUAUUUUUUUCUCCUGUGAUUAAAACCUGUUUGCUGCUUAUGAAG
Molecule: messenger RNA, 2020 nt
Organism: Scomber japonicus (chub mackerel)
Lineage: Eukaryota; Metazoa; Chordata; Actinopteri; Scombriformes; Scombridae
Gene: wdr53
Product: WD repeat domain 53
Exons: 2
Coding region: 4-1188 (394 amino acids)
Molecular function (GO): protein binding
Source: RefSeq, a predicted model, not a curated record